UCAGCUCCUCUACAUGACAUCGGGGUUUCAGUUCCCACUGUGGGAAAUACAUAACCCCAUAAAUAACCAGAGAGCAGCCUGCCCUGCUCACCCCGCUCCCGUCCGCCGCAGCUCCGUGAGGACGGUCGCCCCCGCGUCGGAGGGGCGGUAGCUGCAGCUUUUCUCCCUUUUGUCGUCACGGCAGCGUUUUUCCAGUCAGUGCCUGAGUGCCCGCCGGUCGGACCACCGACUCUGGGAAGCCCACACUAAAUAUAAAACAACCUCAUCUGCAUAUAACGCUUUUUUUUAACGAAGAUGGCCACGGAUAACUUUGAGAUGAACGGUGAUGCUGACCGAAACGGCGAAACGGAGGUCCCGCUGCGAGGCCCCUGGAGGAGGGAACAGGGACCUCUGAACAUGAACCAUUAUGCCAAUAAGAAGAGUGCAGCAGAGAGCAUGCUGGAUGUGGCUCUGCUGAUGGCGAAUGCCUCACAGCUGAAGGCCGUGCUGGAACAAGGACCGGACUUCUCCUUCUACGUGCCCCUCAUCGCUCUCAUCAGCAUCUCGCUCGUUCUACAGAUUUUAGUGGGAGUUCUGCUCAUCUUCAUCGUUAAGUGGAACCUGAAUGAUGAGAGGAUGCACUACAAGCUGAACAUCAUGGAAAAUUUCGCCACAGCCUUCGUCUUUAUCAUAGUCGUGGUCAACGUCUUCAUCACCGCCUUUGGUGUUCAGCGGCCGAACCUGCGGGGCUGACCACCCUCAAAGUGACUCUCCAUGCCUGCUGAUCAACUUAGUGAAGAUGGACCUCCACAAUAUUUAUGCAAAUGAACGUGGUAUUUAUUCAGCAAACCAAAUGACAUGCAGGUGCACCUGCCUUUCUGUAAUCCAAACCCCGAGGCAUGAGGAGACCUGACAUUUCCUAAGGGUUAAGGUAUUUGUGUGUGUGUGUGUGUGUGUGUGUGUGUGUGUGUGUGUGUGUGGGUGUGUGUGUGGGUGUGUGUGUGUGUUAGAGGAAUCCCCCUCUUCUCCAAACUUGUGGACAAAUGUGUGGUCACUUUUUAUUUCAUGGCGCAAUUCACCAUUUUGUUACCUCUUUUCAUGCUCAGGUUUCUGAUGCAAAUACAUUAUUGCCUUUACUUACAAAUCAAACGUAUCAGGAGCAACACACUGCAUGUCAGUCAUAACGAUUGUGAAUGUUUCCUGAAAAAAAGGUAUUCUAGUACUGUUAUCUUCAAAUAAGUCAGUAUCUGUCAGUCUGAACCUGAUGUAACCGACAUCUUAAGAAGACAAAAUAAAUAGAAAAUGUAGUCACCACAGCAAAAUCCAAAUGAUAUCUUUAAAGGGUUGUUGUGGAUGUUUUGAAGUGGGAUUGUAUGGAUUUGAGAUUUCAGUCAGCACAGGUUAUAGUCUGACAUUAAAGCUAAGCAGUAUUUUAGUAUUAGUAUUUUAGCCACCUUAAAAAAAGGUCCACAUACAAAAAAAAGCUUUAAGUGUACAUUAUAUUGAGUGUUAUCAUCGCUAUGACCUGUUUAUAUGUUGGUUUUACUCACUCUUUGUUAUGACGUUGUCUCCUGUGUCUGGUGUGCCAAAGACACAUUUCUACCCUGGUGGACAAUAAAGAUCUUACUUACGAUUAACCCUUUGAAACCUGAGCAAAUUGGCUUGAUUUCUUCAAAAAUGU
Molecule: messenger RNA, 1660 nt
Organism: Plectropomus leopardus (leopard coralgrouper)
Lineage: Eukaryota; Metazoa; Chordata; Actinopteri; Perciformes; Serranidae
Gene: ninj1
Product: ninjurin 1
Biological process (GO): tissue regeneration; cell adhesion
Cellular component (GO): membrane
Source: RefSeq, a predicted model, not a curated record